Molecule: messenger RNA, 514 nt
Organism: Manduca sexta (tobacco hornworm)
Lineage: Eukaryota; Metazoa; Arthropoda; Insecta; Lepidoptera; Sphingidae
Product: flexible cuticle protein 12
Exons: 3
Coding region: 23-409 (128 amino acids)
Cellular component (GO): chitin-based extracellular matrix
Molecular function (GO): structural constituent of chitin-based larval cuticle
Source: RefSeq, a predicted model, not a curated record
GUUUAGUAUAAAAGAGUUGGUGAUGUGUGAUGCGGUACAGUCGCCUAUCGCUAUCCUUCAGCUUGACAACCCACCUUCACCAAACCCAAACACCAUGAGAUCCAUGAUUGUCAUCGCCCUCUUCGUCGCCGUGGCUGCCGCCGUCCCGGUUGACCCCAAAUCCGCCGUCGUGGUUAGCUACGUCAACGAGAACAUCGGAGUCGACGGAUACAAAUUCGGUUAUGAGACCAGCGACGGCAAGUCCGCCCAGGAAUCCGCUGUCCUCAAGAACGUCGGCUCUGAGAACGAAGCUCUUGAGGUCCAAGGCCAGUACUCUUACGUCGGCGACAACGGUGUCACUUACCUCGUCAAGUACAUCGCCAACGAGAAAGGAUUCCAGCCCGAGGGUGCCCAUCUUCCCGUCGCCUAAACAACCGAUCUAGUCCAAACUGACACCGCAUGGAUAUGAGAAUUCUUAUAUCCAUCUUGCACAUAUAGCGAUAAGGAUAGCGAAUAAAAUGUCUUACUGAUUUAA